CUAUUCCUCCCACUGACACCAAUGAUAGGGUACUUUUUUGACACCAAUGAGGGGGCACUUUUCCUCCCACUGACACCAAUGAGGGGGCACUUUUCCUCCCACUGACACCAAUGAUGGGGCACUAUUUCACUGACACCAAUGAUGGGGCACUAUGCCUCUGGGCCUCCCACUGACACCAAUGGCAGGGCACUAUUCCUCCCACUGACACAAUUAUGGGACACUAUUCCUCCCACUGACACCAAUGAUGGGGUACGAUUCCUCCCAGUGAUACCAAUGAUGGGGCACUAUUCCUCACACACUGACACUAAUGAUGGGGCACCAUCAUUGGUGUCUGUGGGAGGAAUAGUGCCCCAUCAUUGGUGUCAGUGGGAGGAAUCGUGCCCCAUCAUUGGUGUCAGUGUGAAGAAUAUGGGAGGAAUAGCGCUCCAUCUGUGUCAGUGGGCGGAGCUC
Messenger RNA from Staurois parvus, 450 nucleotides. The record is from the annotation of a GenBank genome assembly. NCBI's taxonomy places the organism in Eukaryota, Metazoa, Chordata, Amphibia, Anura, Ranidae.